GAUUGAAUGAGCAAAGAGGGGGAAAAUUCUGAGAGCUUUUACAGAGCUGCUGUUCCACCCUCUUUUUCUGUGUGUGUGUGUGUGCGCGCGUGAGACUGUGGAUCUGUCUCAGGGUUUGGAAGGAUCACACACAGAUUAAAUCCACUCUGGUUAGCAGCCGCUCUACAAGGACCACCGGCCACAAGAUCAUGGCAGUCGCGGUGCACAAUGGCAGUGCCCUUCCUCCGGCUCCUCGGACGCGGAGCUCUCCUUCCAGAUACCUGUGGCUUUACAUUUCAUUCGGACUCUUCCUGGUGCCGUCGGCUCUGGCCGGGAUCUCACUGCACAAGGAGCGAACCGCGGGCACCGCUAUCGGGAAACAAGCCCAGCGCGGGGCUCCGGGUGAGCGGGACGGACCGGCCGACGGAGCUCGGGUGAAGAGGUCCUCUAGCCCGCAGCAGGAGCCGGCUCUGAUUAGCACCUCCUUCAUCCUGAGAGGAGACGCUUCCCACAACCAGGCGAUGGUGCACUGGACGGGAGAGAACAGCAGCGUGAUCCUGAUUCUCACUAAGCUCUUCCAUUCAGAUAUGGGGAAGGUUCUGGAAAGUUCUUUGUGGAGGUUUCUUCUGAGACACUACAAGCCAUUACUUGUUAAAGGGAACAUGACAGGCACAAAGCAAAGCCACAAAGGUGAGGAAGCUGAGCGAAAAAAAUUGACAAAAAGUGACAGGCAGCAAUUAGAAAAGGAGAAAAUGAAGAGGCUAAAGCAUAAAAGCAAGAAGUUGUCAAUUGGUGACAGAAUGCCAGGAGAGCUAGUGCUGCAAGAAAAGGGUAUGAUUUUGGCAAAUAUUCAGAAGUAUGCAAAUAUUGUGGUGUAA
Rhincodon typus (whale shark) is the source of this 857-nucleotide messenger RNA. RefSeq lists its product as uncharacterized. NCBI's taxonomy places the organism in Eukaryota, Metazoa, Chordata, Chondrichthyes, Orectolobiformes, Rhincodontidae. The transcript has 3 exons. The record is from RefSeq and is a predicted model, not a curated record. Bases 189 to 857 code for a protein of 222 amino acids.